This is a messenger RNA of Thecamonas trahens ATCC 50062, 912 nucleotides long. RefSeq lists its product as uncharacterized. The transcript has 2 exons. The record is from RefSeq and is a predicted model, not a curated record. Lineage: Eukaryota; Apusomonadida; Apusomonadidae. The coding region runs from base 34 to 912 and encodes 292 amino acids.
CGGCUUCGCUGUGGGGCCAGGAGUGGUCUCGGCAUGGAUAACAAUGUGCUUAUUGGCAUAGCUUUGGCCUUGCAGUUGGUCUGCUGCCUCGCACUGCUCGCAUCAUCAGCCGCAACUGAGCACCCGCGCCACGACACGGCCGAUUCGCCGUGGUUCUACGCCCUCCAAGUGUUCGUCCUCGCCAUCGGCGGCUUUGUCGUCCACAAGGCUAGCAAGGCUAGCAAGUCUGUCGAGAAUGAUACCGAUGGCGAUGGGCCCACCUUUAGCAUGCAACGCUUCGACUCGCAUCCACCUGCCGUCAGCGAAGAGUUCCGCAUCCAAUCCCUCGCCACGGGCAUGUCCAACAUCGCAUCGGGCGUGUCGAUCGCAACAAGUGCCGGCGGCAUGGUACAGUCCUCGAGUCUGGGUUCGCCCGAGCCCGCCGAAGAGCACAAGGGCAUGUUCAUCGCCGUCUGUGUCUUCUUUGCUGCCUCGAUUGGGCUGGGCCUUGUCGGCUCGUUUUUCUUUGUUGCCCACGCCUCAGAGCUCAACGUGACCAACACUCGCUGCGACCUCGCCAUCGACUCGCCCGAGAGUUGCAGCGACAACCGCGAGCGCCUCCGUGCCACCCUCGCCCGCCUCGGCGUCUACACCGCGUUUGCCCUCCUUGCUCUUCACCCGCUUGCAUCCUGGCUCGUCGCGCACAAGCACUACGUCGUCAUCCCACCGCCCACUGCCCCGUCGCUCACAGAUGACCAGCUCUCGCGCGCCGACUUUCCCAGCAGAGCCUCCAUGUCCGCAACAUCCGCCGUCAUCCGCCAUCCGUCGGGUGCUGUCACCUCCCGCCCGCCUGUUCCCCGUGGCAUUGUCGCCAGCGGCUCCCCGGCCAUCGCUGUUACUCCCGGGAGCCCCGAGAUGAUGCAGACCCGAUAG